Manis pentadactyla (Chinese pangolin) is the source of this 3491-nucleotide messenger RNA. RefSeq names its product cytochrome P450 4F2-like. Lineage: Eukaryota; Metazoa; Chordata; Mammalia; Pholidota; Manidae. Gene Ontology annotation, molecular function: heme binding; iron ion binding; oxidoreductase activity, acting on paired donors, with incorporation or reduction of molecular oxygen. The record is from RefSeq and is a predicted model, not a curated record. The transcript is spliced from 14 exons. Bases 1392 to 3032 code for a protein of 546 amino acids.
ACGUCCUAGUGUGGCCACCCUUGGUUGGCAAGGUGGGCAGAGAUGAUCGCAGCCCUGGAAUGAUCUAGACUACUUGUGGUUUUUAAACUUUUUCUGCCAGAAUCUCCUUUGGGCCAAGGAUAAUAGGCAAAAGCCUAUUAAUAUGCUGAGAGCUGUGGUGAGUCUGCCCUCUCCCCAGCCCGUUUUGCCAGCUUGGCCCUACCCUCAGAAACUGCUCCCGAAGCUCUUUCUCAGAACCCUAGACAUUUGGGAUAAUCUCCCCUCUCAGCUCAGGCCUUCUGGGUCUUGGCACUUUGGAAAAAUAGGAGUCUUGGGUGAGGCAGCCCUUUGACAUAGAGGGAUCUGAAGGGGUGGCACGGGCCAGGACAGCGGCAGGCUGUGCUGACUGUAGGGCCCCAGAGGGCGAGCACAGCUGGGAGGUCAGGCGGUGGGGCUGAGUCCUGGUUGCCAGACCAUCAACAAAUCCAGUGCCUGCAGUCCAAGUAGAGGUAGAGACGUGGUUUCCAGCCAGCUGGGGGCGGGGGAGAGGGGGCUUGGUCUGUGUGCUGGAUUCCUUCUCAAGAGCAUGCACACCUUGUAUGACAAGUCCCUGACUGGUGACUACUGGCCGGGCUAACCUGACAAACCAGCGCUCCUGGGCGUGGGCCACAGAGCCACUCGCUGACACUCCAUCUCCAGAUAACACCUGCCCCGGCAGGGCGGGCAGGGCCCCUUCUGCCUGGGUGGGCAACUGGGAGCCUUGCUGGUCAUCUGGUGCAGAGGAGUGGCCGUGUCAGCCUUCCAGAGCAUCCCGGGAAUGUCAGCUUGGAGUUUCUCUUGCUCUAAUAAAAUAGUUAUUGUAGCAGUAAGAACGAUGGCUAAAUUUUGCGUGUUACUUGCCAAACCUCAUCUUACCCAAAUGUCCCAACCAACCUUAAGAAAUAGGUCCUGCUGGUAUUAACUCAGUUCACAGAUUCUGUGAAGCUGAAGGUAGGGACUAGACUCAAUCACCACCUCACAGCCCUGAGGGCUUCACACAUCCCCUUCUCUGGUCCUCCGUGUACCCAUCCACCCAGAACAGAGUCCUCUUUUCCAGGGCUGGCACCUUCUCUUGUUCCACAUUCUGCCCAUUUCAGUACUUCAGGAAGACAUUUCCAGUGCCUGCAGUCCAAGUAGAGGCAGAGAUGUGGUUUCCGGCCCACUGGGGGCGGGGGACACAGGACAAUCAGAUAGGAUUGUCCUGUGUGUGUGGGGGGCUCCUGCUCUGACCACUUGGAAGUACCCCCACUCCUUCUGAGGGCUACCGGGAAGAUGGGGGAAGCCACUGCAUGCAGCAGGUGCUCAAUAACUCCUUUGAGGGUGAAGGAAAGGAGACGGCUGACUGGCAAAGAGCAGAGCAUUGAGGUGCAGCUAUGCCUGCAGGACGAGGGAACAAGCGGCUCCUGCAGUUGUGGGAACAAACCUCUCCUGACAGCAGGAUGCCGCAGCUGAGCCUCUCCUGGCUGGGACUCGACACAGCGGCAGCCUCCCCAUGGCUGCUCCUGCUGCUGGUCGGGGCCUCCUGGCUGCUGGCCCGCCUCCUGGCCUGGGCCUGCACCUUCUAUGACAACUGUAGCCGCCUCCGCUGUUUCCCAGAGCCCCCGAUGCGGAACUGGUUUUGGGGCCACCUGGGCCUGGCCAAGAACAAUGAGGAGGGCCUGCGGCUGAUGGAGGACCUGGCCCACUGCUUCCGAGACGUCCACCUCUGGUGGCUCGGGCCUUUCCACCCCGUCGUGCGGCUCAUCCACCCAAAGUUCGUUGUCCCCCUGCUCCAGGCCUCAGCCACCAUCGCACCCAAGGACAAGGGCUUCUAUGAUUUCCUGAAGCCCUGGCUGGGGGACGGGCUCCUGCUGAGUGGUGGGGACAAGUGGAGCAGACACCGCCGCCUGCUGACACCCGCCUUCCACUUUGAUAUCUUGAAGCCUUAUAUGAAGAUUUUCAGCAAGAGCACGGACAUCAUGCAUGCCAAGUGGAACCGCCUCAUCCAUGAGGGCAGCUCCCGUCUGGACAUGUUUGAGCACAUCAGCCUCAUGACCCUGGACAGUCUGCAGAAAUGCGUCUUCAGUUUUGACAGCAAUUGCCAGGAGCAUCCCAGUGAAUAUAUUGCUGCCAUCCUGGAGCUCAGCGCCUUCGUGAUCAAACGGCACAGGCAGAUCUUCCUGCACAUGGACUUCCUCUACUACCUCACCCCCAAUGGGUGGCGCUUCCGCAAGGCUUGUGACCUGGUGCACGGAUUCACAGAUGCUGUCAUCCAGAAGCGGCGCCGCAACCUCUUUAGUCAGGGUUCCCAUGAGUCCCUCCAGGGCAAGGCUAAGGCCAAGACUUUGGACUUCAUUGAUGUACUCCUACUGGCCAAGGAUGAAGAUGGGAAGGAAUUGUCAGACGAGGACAUCCGAGCUGAAGCUGACACCUUUAUGUUUGAGGGCCAUGACACCACGGCCAGUGGCCUCUCCUGGGUCCUGUACAACCUUGCGAAGCACCCCGAGUACCAGGAGCGCUGCCGCCAGGAGGUGCAAGAGCUCCUGAGGGACCGUGAGCCUAAGGAGAUGGCAUGGGACGACCUGGCCCAGUUGCCCUUCCUGACCAUGUGCAUCAAGGAGAGUCUGCGCCUGCACCCCCCCGUCACGGGCGUCUCCCGCCGCUGUACCCAGGACCUUGUGCUCCCAGACAGCAGAGUCAUCCCCAAAGGAAAUGUUUGUAUCAUUAGCAUCUUUGGGAUUCAUCACAACCCGUCAGUCUGGCCGGACCCUGAGGUAUACAAUCCCUACCGCUUCGACCCAGAAACCACGCAGAAGAGGUCAUCUCUGGCUUUUAUUCCCUUCUCGGCGGGGCCCAGGAACUGUAUCGGGCAGACGUUUGCCAUGGCCGAGAUGAAGGUGGCCCUGGCGCUCACGCUGCUGCGCUUCCGCGUCCUGCCGGAUGACCAGGAGCCGCGCAGGAAGCCAGAGCUGGUCCUGCGCGCGGAGGGCGGACUGUGGCUGCGGGUGGAGCCGCUGAGCGGGGGCGCGCGCUGAUGCCCUCUGCCCGGCCUGUGUGGGUCAGUGUGACCCUAAACACUCCUCAGUCUGCGGAUUCCCAGGAAUAAAACUGUGCUGUCACAUCCGCUCUAGCCUAUCCCAGAGCCAGCAGGAAUGCUUGCGACCUGCAUGGGGUCAGGGGGUGGGCGGGCUGGUGUCUCUGAGCCUCAGCAGCUGACCACAAGCCCCCCACGCUGACCUGAGGUCUCCCGGAGACCAACAUGGAUUUCAUCCUGUUGGCAAUAGGGAGCCGUGGGAGGUGUCUGGGCUGGAGAGGGACCAGGGCUAAGGACGGACUUAAGGGGCACAUUUGAGGCUCUGAGUCACACUCUAGCCACCCUGACCUCCGUUCCAAUCUUGUAAUAUACCCAGUGUUCUCUCACCCCCGAGUCCUUCACUGUUUCUCUGGUUACUGUGUCACUGUGUGGACUUAAACAUAAGCCUGGUUGCUUUAUA